This is a messenger RNA of Pleuronectes platessa (European plaice), 1867 nucleotides long. It is a transcript of the gene stx3a, whose product is annotated as syntaxin 3a. The transcript has 10 exons. Lineage: Eukaryota; Metazoa; Chordata; Actinopteri; Pleuronectiformes; Pleuronectidae. The coding region runs from base 353 to 1126 and encodes 257 amino acids. Gene Ontology annotation, molecular function: SNAP receptor activity; SNARE binding. Gene Ontology annotation, biological process: synaptic vesicle fusion to presynaptic active zone membrane; exocytic insertion of neurotransmitter receptor to postsynaptic membrane; intracellular protein transport. The record is from RefSeq and is a predicted model, not a curated record. Gene Ontology annotation, cellular component: presynaptic active zone membrane; postsynapse; endomembrane system.
AGUAUAACUUUAUAUAAAACUUUAUUAGCUUUGUUAUCAGAUAUGUUUUGCGGCUCCAGACAAAUUUUAUUUUGGGGAAGAGGGUCCAUUGUGUUUGUGAAGUCAAACUAACGCGACAAUUAAGAAACUCACAUCGCAAGCUGGAAUGGAACCUUUCGGCAGUCCGAGUUUGCCGUACGGACUAUAAAGGAGGCGGCACAACAUCUACAUAAGGAAGUGAAGAGGGAAGACGCAAACUGAAGCGUGCUUAGUAUCUGAUCCCGUGCAAACAAAUCUACAAACGCCAGAGAGGCAGCCGAAGAGUGACGCUGGAGGGGAUGACAUUGAGAUUCCUGUGGAGAAUGAGGCUUUUAUGGAUGAUUUCUUUGCUCAGAUUGAAGAUAUCCGUGUCAGCGUUGACAAGGUUGAUGGGAGCAUCACAGAAAUCAAAAAACUCUACUCCACCAUCUUGUCGGCCCCCACAUCUGACCAGAAAACUCAAGAUGACGUUGAAGCUGUCACCAAUGAGAUCAAGAAGUCAGCCAACAACGCCAGAAACAAACUGAAAAGUAUUGAGCGGCAGCUGGAGUCAAACACAGAUGACAGGGCCUCUGCUGACCUCAGGAUACGCAAGUCACAGCAUGGUAUCCUGGCCAAGAAAUUUGUGGAGGUGAUGACAAAGUACAACGAGGCUCAAGUUGACUUCAGAGAUAAAAGCAAAGGACGAAUUGCACGACAGCUAGAGAUCACGGGGAAAGCAACGACAGAUGACGAGCUGGAGGAGAUGCUGGAGGGAGGAAACUCUGCUGUGUUCUCUGCUGGGAUUAUGGAUUCAAAGAUCAACCAGCAGGCCCUGAACGAGAUCGAGGCUCGUCACAAAGACAUCAUGAGGCUGGAGAGCAGCAUCAAAGAGCUCCAUGACAUGUUUGUGGACAUCGCCAUGAUAGUUGAAAACCAGGGUGGCAUGAUUGACAGGAUUGAGAGCAACAUGGACCAGUCUGUGGGCUUCGUAGAGAGGGCUGUAGCAGACACCAAGAAAGCUGCCAAGUUCCAGCAGGAGGCACGCAGGAAACAAAUGAUGAUCUUUUGCUGCUGUGUGAUUCUGGCCCUCAUCAUCGGGUCAUUUCUCUACAGCUUCAUCCGAUAGAAAACCUGAGGCCAUCUGCCAGCGGAGUCCACACAGUAGUGGAGGAGGAGGCAGAGCCAAGUGUUUCUCAGAUGGUCACAAAGAGCCGUUUGCCAUCGUUUCAGCUCAUUCAAAAUGGAAGUCCAGGCCACAACUGUUUGCAUUCAUAUUCGGUUAUUUCUGAAUAUCAGUUUAUCUCCCUUGGAAACAGUCAAGAUAGAAGAUGAAAGAAAAUGCUGUAUACACAAUGAGCAGUCGGUUGUGUGAAUGAUCCUUCAAGUCCCAUUUUGUCUCUGAGCUCAGUAUUACCUUUACUGUUGCAGUGUUUGUAUCAGUUGGAAUGGUAUUAGGUGCAGGAUUUGUCAGUUAUUGUUGGAGGAAUGUUGAUGUUAGAUUAUUCGAAACUGGAGAGGGGAAAAGAGGAAAACUGGACCAGAUGUGUCACUAGAUGAAAGCUCCAGGGGUCAGCAGGUUAUUCAAAACAUUUAUUUUGUUUUCUGUCUUUUGUUUUUAUUUAAAUUGUCAACUUUUUACCUAAGAAAAAUAUUCUUAUUUGUAGGCUGUGUGUGUCCCACCAUACCUUUAACUCACAAAUCUGUCAAACCUGAAAGAAUGUCUUGGAUUAAUUAGUACCUCAGAUUACUUAUUCGGACACACUCAGCAGUUGUCAGGAUCUGACUCCACAUGAGGCGUGAGGCUGGUUGUUCUAUCUGACGUGUGUUAUUAUAAGUAAAGAAUAAAUAUAUAAAUAAAGAAUAAAAA